UCGUAAGCUUAAGAGCGAGUGGACAGUCAUGUCGGCCGACGAUAUACUAGUGACGGGAAUGGGCGGUCGGUUCCCCCUCUCGGCCAACACCGACGAGUUCGCGAAGAAUCUGUUCGAUGGCAUCGAUAUGGUUACCGAUGAUGACAGCCGAUGGCCAAUGGGUUUAUACGAUAUAUCGAACCGAAUGGGAAAGAUUGAUGAUUACAAACUAUUUGACUCCACAUUCUUUGGGCUCAUGGAUCAGAUGGUGGAUGAGAUCGACCCCCAGUCCCGCAUGCUUUUGGAGACAUCGUAUGAGGCCAUGUUGGAC
Messenger RNA from Oppiella nova, 310 nucleotides. Lineage: Eukaryota; Metazoa; Arthropoda; Arachnida; Sarcoptiformes; Oppiidae. The record is from the annotation of a GenBank genome assembly.